GCACGACACUGGGAUUUAAAGGGGGCGUGGUUUCACAGCCCGGAAGCGGUCUCUAAUUGGUCAGGCUCCACAAAAUUCAGUGAUAAAGACAACGGUGGCAUGUUGGUCUGGUCUCCACAUCACACAAUAGUUGACUCUAAAUUGUAUGAGUACAUUGCGAUUGCGAAAGAAAAGCAUGGCUAUAAUGAGAGUGCGGCUCUCGGCAUGCUCUUCUGGCAUAAACACAGCAUCGAGAAGUCCCUUGCUGAUCUGCCGAACUUCACACCCUUCCCUGAUGAGUGGACGGUGGAGGACAGGGUGUUGUUUGAGCAAGCAUUCAGUUUUCAUGGGAAGAGCUUCCAUCGAAUCCAGCAGAUGUUGCCAGACAAAUCCAUAUCCAGUCUUGUGAAGUACUACUAUUCGUGGAAGAAAACGCGGUCCCGGACGAGCCUGAUGGACCGACAAGCACGAAAGCUGGCGAACCGGAGUAAUCCAGAUGAAAGGUCAUCUGAAGAGAUGGAAGACACCAACCCUGUUGAGGCCAACGACAGCGACUAUGACCCUACGAAAGAGACCAAGAAGGAGAGUCCUGUAGAGCCUCCGAUGCUGAGCUCCAGAAUUGCUCUGGGACGGAGAGAGCACCAGACGCUGCAGCACCGUCACCACAGCCAGCGCUCCAGGUGCCGCCCUCCCAAAGGCAUGUACCUCACACAGGGCAUGGUGGCCGUGUCCAGCUGCUCCAGUGCUGUUAACUCUGUCCUGCAUCAGCUGGACAUGGAGCUGGUGUCCCUGAAGCGACAGGUGCGCCAGGAGUCUCCGAAAUAAUCACAACGAUGGGGAACACAUCAUUUUGAAAACGAUGAAUGCCAGACAAAGCCUGUGAAGACUAUUUUUUAUGUUUUCCUUCCCCUUCACACAUUUAUCUGAUAUCAACAACAAUUUAACAAAUUAUUUAAUACAUUUCCACAAUACACAUAUUCACUGAAAAAGAUAUAAGCGGAAGCUCUUGCUUAUUUAUCUAAAUUUUUCUACAUAUAAAAAAAUACAUAUCAAAUAUUGAUCCAAUAAUUAAAUUCAAACUAUAGUUUUCUGUUGUAUACCCAUUAAUGUCUCAGGUUACGAAUGUAAUCAUGGUUCCCCGAGUAGGGAACGAGACACUGCGUCCUCUAGGGGUUGCUUUGGGGAACAUCUCAUGACCCGUGUCUGAAGCAUACAUUGAAAAAACAUCAACUUGUUGGCCGGCGACAGCCUGUGACGUCACUACCGGCACGACUAUAAACAGGCACCGGGAGAACACAUCAUCCACUUCUUUGUCUGAAGCUUGCAGCCAAAGCACGGCAGGGAGGUAGAGGACGCAGUGUCUUGUUUCCUACUCAGGCAACCAUGGUUACAUUCGUAACAUAACACGUUCCCUUUCAAGGGAACUUUGAACUGCGUCCUCUAGGGGUCACUAUGAGGAACAGUAUACCCACACCGCCAUGCUGAGGGGAGUGCAGGCCAGAAUCGUGGUGAACAUGAAGUACCAACUCUACCAUUUCCAUGGGAGUUGCCCCUGCGACGUUUAGAUGGCUGUCUGUGACAGCACCCCUUACAGCCGAAGGCCUAAGCUAAACUUAAUUGUUAGGGCCUCGGCCCGGGGUAGAGCUGAAGACCUGGAAUCAAGAAAGAUUUCUUUAAAGGUAAACGGCUAAGAACCUAGCCUUUUAUACUAAGUCUUGCCUGUCACACAGGGGCUACCUCUAGCUUUUGCAUAAGCUUGCUGAAAGAGCUGUCUCAACAGAUCUCUAGUAGCAACACCCUGCUUACAUUGGUAUCCGAUGAUACAUGGGUAGAGUGGAGCCCAAGAUUAACAGGGCUAUUACCAACUCAAGAAAGGGCACGAAGCAACCGCCCUCACCAUAUAGAAUUUUCGAAAGAACGCAGAAUACUAGUGUGCAAACUUACCACAGUGUGGAUUUCAGAAAGUGUGCAAAAACUUCACGUGCACACUUACCAUAGCAUAGAUUUUCAAAUACUGUUCUAAGGAGGGGUUCUCGUGGCACUCUGAUAGAGCAGCUCAUAGAUGGAAUGGUGCAUCUCAAAACAGUAUGAUUGAGAGUCAUCAACUCGAUCUGUGGAAAUAAUACUGGAGCGCUCUGGGGAAAACAGAGAACUCUGAGUAGCGCACUCAUAGGUGACCCUUCUUGGAAAAGGGGAGCGCUGCUAAACUACCGCAAGAAUUGCCCAAAUAGCCCCUCAUUUAGAGGGAAACGCUGCUUGAAGUGUAUAAACAAUGCACACUGGCUGAAUGGAGCCCAAGGAACCAAGGUCUAAUCAUCUCAAGAAAGGGAACAAGGCAGAGCGUAACCCUUACCGUACAGGAUUUCAGAAAGUGCACUGCAAAGAAACACAAAGAAGAUUAGUACACACAUAACCACCAGCAAUUUAAUACAUAUAUACAUACAUACAUAUAAGUAAAUACAGAAUGGACCAUACUGACCCACCCUGGUUCUUGCGCUGGAGCCCCGCUCAAGGGGCGCCUCCUUUUAGUCAGGACCAUCAGUAAGGUGGUUGCUAUGAACUUAGAACCAGCCAAAAACAUUAUAGGCCCAGCAUAGGAGACUGUUAUGUGAGAGGUUUCCACCUAUCCUCGAUCAGGUGGAGAGCUGGUUUUACAGGGGAUUUAGGAAGGGGAGGAUAAAGGCAGAUGUAGAAACCCUCAAAGAGAACGAGUAGAUGGUAAGUAUCGCUCUGAUUCAGAUGAGAACGCUGAUGCCUCAUCUGGAGAACAUCCCUUAGAUUCUGCUUACCUCCUUGUGACCCACGAUUCCUGGGGGGGCUUGAGUCGCGAUACUAGCCUUCUGUAAUGAAGGAAUGAAGGAUCUGAAAGUCUUCAAUCUUAUGUGCCCUCCAGAAGUUUGUACUCUGCAAGUGAACGAUGCCUUGUGGUGCCAUCCCAAAGAAGUUCAAAAUCACUCUCACAGACCUUCUCCUGGACUGUGCCCUGCUGGUGGAAUGACCUCCCAAUCUCAAUUCAUACAGCUGAGUCUUUACUCAUUUUCAAGAAACAUCUAAAGACUCCUCUUUUUCGCCAGCACUUAACCAACUAAUAAUAGGACUUUUCUUGUCUUUCAUAUAUUAAAAUAAUAAUAAUAAUAAUAACCUUGGCUAUGUGUUCUGUACUAGACUAACUGAGACUUGUCAUAGCACUUAUAUACUGUUGUUGUUCUCUUGUUGUUCUGAUUGCUUCUAUUGUUCUCAUUUGGAAGUCACUUUGGAUAAAAGCAUCUGCUAAAUAAUUAAAUGUUAAGUGUAAUGAAAGCAGCAUAGCAUGCCUUCAUCGCCCUGAACCUCUCGAUCACCAUCUCAACGGAGAUACCGAAAAGUUCGGAAGGCGAUACCUAAGCAUUUGCAAAGAAAGUCUUUUCUUUCUUCCCGAUGUCUGCCAGGUUCAUCCACAGACGUCUCUCUGCUGCCACCAUGGCUGCCAUAGUCCUGCCCAUGGCGGAGGAGGCCUGCUUGGUAGCACGGAGAGAGAGAUCUGUGGUGCAGCGCGACUACUUGAUCAGGAGAAAGGCCCUCGCCUCUGUCCAGGUCUCUUAGCAGAUCAGUCUUAUAUGCUUGAGGCACCACCAUUGUGUGUAAUAAAGCCACAGCUUGACCUGCUGCUACGUAUGCCUUGCCAUUUAAGUGAGAUGUAUUUCCUGAAGGGGGUUAGAUGGCGAGGAGGGAGAUUAAGAGAGGAUGCUCUUUCUACAAGGGGGCAUUCUCCCAUAGCCGUUUUCGCGCAUCGCCUCGAUGUCAGUACAACUCUUAUGCCGAAACUGAUGGAUGCGAGAAGAAAAUGGCCUCUUCCAUUUCUUUUUAUCUCUGUAUGGAAAUCAGGCAGAAAUGGAAAACUCACCUGAGCUGGAGGGCUAUGAUCAGAAAGAUAACGCUCAUCGAGGUGGUCUCACGGCGUCACCUUGUUAGCGCACUCUCAUGGCAAGUCAAACUUUCGGCAUCCCGUCCGACACGCCCUCCUCCGCUCUACACUGACUCUCUCUCUGUUGGGCAUCCCGUCUGACAUGCCCUCUCUGCUGGGCAUCCCAUCCGACACGCCCUACUCUGUCUACACUGACGCCCUCUCUGCCGGGCAUCCCGUCCGGCACGCAAUAAACUGAUGCCCUCUCUGCUGGGCAUCCCCUCCGACACGCACUACACUGAUGCCCUCUUUGCUGGGCAUCCCGUCCGACACGCCCUCCUCCGCUCUACACUGACUCUCUCUCUGUUGGGCAUCCCGUCCGACACGCCGACCUCUCUGCUGGGCAUCCCGUCUGACAUGCCCUCUCUGCUGGGCAUCCCGUCCGACACGCCCUACUCCGCUCUACACUGACGCCGUCUCUGCUGGGCAUCCCGUCUGACACGCACUACACUGAUGCACUCUUUGCUGGGCAUCCCGUCCGACAUGCCCUCCUCCGCUCUACACUGACUCUCUCUCUGUGUUGGGCAUACCGUCCGACACGCCUACCUCUCUGCUGGGCAUCCCUUCUGACAUGCCCUCUCUGCUGGGCAUCCCGUCCGACACGUCCUACUCCGCUCUACACUGACGCCCUCUCUGCUGGGUAUCUCGUCCGACACGCACUACACUGAUGCCCUCUAUGCUGGGCAUCCCGUCCGACACGCUCUCCUCUGCUCUACACUGACGCCCUCUCUGCUGGGCAUCGAAUCCGAUACGCCCUCAUCUGCUCUACACUGACGAUCUCUCUGCUGUGCAUACCAUCCGACACGCCCUCCUCUGCUCUACACUGACACCUCUCUGCUGGGCAUCCCGUCCGACACGGCCUCCUCCGCUCUACACUGACGCCCUCUCUGCUUUGCAUACCAUCCGACAUGCCCUCCUCUCUAUGCUGAUGCCAUCUCUGCUGGGCAUCAAAUCCGAUACGCCCUCAUCUGCUCUACACUGAUGCCCUCUUUGCUAUGUAUAUCGUCCGACACGCCCUCCUCUGCUCUACACUGACACCUCUCUGCUGGGCAUCCCGUCCGACACGUCCUCCUCUGCUCUACACUGAUGCCCGCUCUGCUGUGCAUACCGUCCGACAUGCCCUCCGCUCCACACUGAUGCCCUCUCUGCUGGGCACCGAAUCCGAUACGCCCUCCUCCGCUCUACACUGAUUCACUCUCUGCUGGGCAUCCCAUCCGACACUCCCUCCUCUGCUCUACACUGACACCUCUCUGCUGGGCAUCCCUUCCGACACGCCCUUCUCCGCUCUACACUGAUGCCCGCUCUGCUGGGCAUACGUCCGAUACGCCCUCCUCUGCACUACACUGAUGCCCUCUCUGCUGGGCAUACGUCCGAUACGCCCUCCUCCGCUCUACACUGAUGCCAUCUAUGCUGGGCAUCAAAUCCGAUACGCCCUCAUCUGCUCUACACUGACGCCCUCUCUGCUAUGCAUACCGUCCGACAAGCCCUCCUCUGCUCUACACUGACACCUCUCUGCUGGGCAUCCCGUCCGACACGCCCUCCUCCGCUCUACACUGAUGCCCGCUCUGCUGGGCAUACGUCCGAUACGCCCUCCUCUGCGCUACACUGAUGCCAUCUCUGCUGGGCAUACGUCCGAUACGCCCUCCUCCGCUCUACACUGAUGCCAUCUAUGCUGGGCAUCAAAUCCGAUACGCCCUCAUCUGCUCUACACUGACGCCCUCUCUGCUAUGCAUACCGUCCGACAAGCCCUCCUCUGCUCUACACUGACACCUCUCUGCUGGGCAUCCCGUCCGACACGCCCUCCUCCGCUCCACACUGAUGCCCUCUCUGCUGGGCACCGAAUCCGAUACGCCCUCCUCCGCUCUACACUGAUGCACUCUCUGCUGGGCAUCACGUCCGAUACUCCCUCCUCUGCUCUACACUGACACCUCUCUGCUGGGCAUACGUCCGACAUCCCUCCUCCGCUCUAUACUGAUGCCCUCUUUGCUGGGCAUACGUCCGACACGCCCUCCUCCACUCUACAUUGACGCCCCUCUCUGCUGGGCAUCCCGUCUGACACGUCCUCCGCUCCACACUGAUGCACUCUCUGCUGGGCAUCACGUCCGACACUCCCUCCUCUGCUCUACACUGACACCUCUCUGCUGGGCAUCCCUUCCGACACGCCCUUCUCCGCUCUACACUGAUGCCCGCUCUGCUGGGCAUACGUCCGAUACGCCCUCCUCUGCGCUACACUGAUGCCCUCUCUGCUGGGCAUUCGUCCGAUACGCCCUCCUCCGCUCUACACUGAUGCCAUCUAUGCUGGGCAUCAAAUCCGAUACGCCCUCAUCUGCUCUACACUGACGCCCUCCCUGCUAUGCAUACCGUCCGACAAGCCCUCCUCUGCUCUACACUGACACCUCUCUGCUGGGCAUCCCGUCCGACACGCCCUCCUCCGCUCUACACUGAUGCCCGCUCUGCUGGGCAUACGUCCGAUACGCCCUCCUCCGCUCUACACUGAUGCCAUCUAUGCUGGGCAUCACGUCCGAUACUCCCUCCUCUGCUCUACACUGACACCUCUCUGCUGGGCAUACGUCCGACAUCCCUCCUCCGCUCUAUACUGAUGCCCUCUUUGCUGGGCAUACGUCCGACACGCCCUCCUCCACUCUACACUGACGCCCCUCUCUGCUGGGCAUCCCGUCUGACAUGCCCUCCGCUCCACACUGAUGCCCUCUCUGCUGGCCAUACGUCCGACACGCCCUCCUCUGCUCUACACUGACACCUCUCUGCUGGGCAUCCCGUCCGACACGUCCUCCUCUGCUCUACACUGAUGCCCGCUCUGCUGUGCAUACCGUCCGACACGUCCUCCUCCGCUCCACACUGAUGCCCUCUCUGCUGGGCACCGAAUCCGAUACGCCCUCCUCCACUCUACACUGAUUCACUCUCUGCUGGGGUUCCCGUCCGACACUCCCUCCUCUGCUCUACACUGACGCCCUCUCUGCUGGGCAUCCCGUCCAACACGCCCUCCGCUCUACACUGACGCUCUCUCUGCUGGGCAUCCCGUGUGACACGCCCUCCUCCGCUCUAUACUGACGCCCUCUCUGCUGGGCAUCCUGUGUGACACGCCCUCCUCCGCUCUAUACUGACGCCCUCUUUGCUGGGCAUCCCGUCCGACACGCCCUUCUCCGCUCUACACUGACACCUCUCUGCUGGGCAUACGUACGAUACGCCCUCCUCUUCGCUACACUGAUGCCCUCUUUGCUGGGCAUACGUCCGAUACGCCCUCCUCCGCUCUACACUGAUGCCAUCUAUGCUGGGCAUCAAAUCCAAUACGCCCUCUCUGCUAUGCAUACCGUCCGACAAGCCCUCCUCUGCUCUACACUGACACCUCUCUGCUGGGCAUCCCGUCCGACACGGCCUCCUCUGCUCUACACUGACGCCCUCUCUGCAAGGCAUCCCAUCCGACACGCCCAUCCAUUAGCCAUUCUCAUUCGGAAUACUAGAAAAGAUUGUUUUAAACCUGUAUAUAUUAGUUAUGUAACAUUCUAUUUAUUUAAUCUUUUUUUUAUUCUAGAUUUAGUAAUCAUGUGACAAUGUUGUACUUUGUCUUGAAUAUAUUGUGUUCAUUACUAUCUGUUAUUAUGUAAAGGCAGACCUCUGUAAAUGGUGUUUGACUGUCAUUCUGUUGUUCAUCUGUGUUUGUGGUUGAUUACUGUGUUGUGUCAUUUUUACGAAUUUCAUAUUUUUAUAUUUGGUGCUACAGACUGACAGAAAAUCACCUGUCUGAAUCCUCUUGCCAUCAAAGUGCUCUUAUAUAAUCUCAUACUUAAUUGCUAAUGAAAAGCAUAGAAACUCCUUACUGUCAUACUUUUAUUUUUUUUAACUGGACAUGGAUACCAAAAACUACAGUCAGGUCCAUAAA
Molecule: messenger RNA, 7820 nt
Organism: Carassius gibelio (silver crucian carp)
Lineage: Eukaryota; Metazoa; Chordata; Actinopteri; Cypriniformes; Cyprinidae
Product: REST corepressor 3-like
Biological process (GO): negative regulation of DNA-templated transcription; regulation of transcription by RNA polymerase II
Cellular component (GO): transcription regulator complex; histone deacetylase complex
Molecular function (GO): transcription corepressor activity
Source: RefSeq, a predicted model, not a curated record